Molecule: messenger RNA, 4689 nt
Organism: Vigna radiata var. radiata (mung bean)
Lineage: Eukaryota; Viridiplantae; Streptophyta; Magnoliopsida; Fabales; Fabaceae
Product: protein DETOXIFICATION 9
Exons: 22
Coding region: 93-4613 (1506 amino acids)
Biological process (GO): xenobiotic detoxification by transmembrane export across the plasma membrane; intracellular cholesterol transport
Cellular component (GO): recycling endosome; membrane; trans-Golgi network
Molecular function (GO): antiporter activity; protein binding; xenobiotic transmembrane transporter activity
Source: RefSeq, a predicted model, not a curated record
CUCCUAUAUAUAUCUCUCUUUGCAGCACAUCUUUGGCAUGAACAUUCCACAUUCUUCAAACCAUUGGAAAUUCUAGAGAGACGAGUAAGGAGAUGGCAGAACCACUGCUAGAAAAGGGUGGCGAGCAAGAAGUAGCAUCAUCAUCAUUGGAGAGUACAUUCUGCCAAGAGCUGAAGAGGAUAAGCUCCAUGGCGGCUCCAAUGGUGGCUGUUACUGUUUCACAGUACCUUCUCCAGGUUGUGUCGCUGAUGAUGGUGGGACAUCUCGGAGUACUGGUCUCCUUCUCCGGAGUUGCUAUUGCCACCUCUUUUGCUGAAGUUACCGGAUUCAGUGUCCUAUUGGGAAUGUCUGGUGCAUUGGAAACUUUGUGCGGGCAAAUGUAUGGUGCAGAAGAGUAUAGAAAGUUUGGGAACUACACCUGGUGUGCUACAGUGACUCUGAUGUUGGUUUGUGUCCCCAUAUCUCUGGUGUGGAUAUUCACUGAUAAAAUACUCAUGUUGUUUGGUCAAGACCCUGAAAUUUCUCGUGCAGCUUGUGAGUACUGCAUAUACCUCAUACCGGCACUAUUUGGUUACGCUAUUCUUCAGGCUUUGACUCGCUACUUCCAGACUCAGAGCAUGAUCUUUCCCAUGGUUUUCAGCUCAAUUACCUCACUGUGUUUGCAUAUUCCUAUUUGUUGGGGUCUGGUUUUUACGUUGGGCCUAGGACACGUUGGAGCUGCAUUAGCCAUUGGAGUUUCUUAUUGGUUGAAUGUGGUUUGGCUUGCAAUUUACAUACUCUACUCCCCUGCUUGUCAAAACACCAAGAUAGUGUUUUCUAGUAGUGCUUUACUUUGCAUUCCAGACUUCUUAAAAUUAGCUAUUCCUUCAGGACUCAUGUUAUGUUUUGAAUGGUGGUCUUUUGAGGUGCUAACUUUACUUGCAGGGCUUUUGCCUAAUCCCCAGCUUGAAACAGCAGUACUCUCAAUCUGCCUUAACGCUACUAAUUUACACUACUUCGUUCCUUAUGCUGUUGGAGCUUCUGCAAGCACUCGGGUUUCAAAUGAACUAGGGGCAGGGAAUCCAAAGGCAGCCAAAGGUGCUGUUCGUGUGGUCGUGAUUCUUGCGGUUGCAGAGGCAGUUGUUGUGAGCACAGUGUUCUUCAGUUGCCGACAUAUAUUAGGAUACGCAUAUAGCAAUGAUAUGGAAGUUGUGGAUUAUGUUGCAAGCAUAGCUCCCCUCCUUUGUGUGUCUGUCAGUGUAGACAGUCUAAUUGGAGCACUUUCUGGGAUAGCAAGAGGUGGAGGAUUUCAACAAAUAGGUGCUUACGUGAACCUGGGAGCCUACUAUCUUGUGGGAAUUCCUAUAGGUUUGUUUUUGGGUUUUCAUCUACAACUAAAUGCCAAGGGGCUUUGGAUGGGAACCUUAUCAGGGUCUGUUCUACAAGCAAUUAUUCUUGCUAUUGUAACAGCACUAACAGAUUGGCAGAAAGAGGUUAAAGACCAGAACUUGGACAAUUGGAAUAACACAAAUGCAUCAGUACCACACGCCUUGCGUCAUUAUUAUUACCAUUAUCUUUCAUCAACUCCAGUGGUUGCUGAGGAAAACAUUACCCAAGGUCAAGAAAGUAACACACUGUUGAUAGCAAAUGAGAGGUUGAAACAAGAAAAUGAAAGCUUGUUGAAGGAUAAAGAUAUGGCAUAUGGUCAGAUUACAGACUUAACAAAAUCCUUGGAGGCAUUGCACAAAGAUCUUAAAGACAAAGAGAACAUGGUGCAAGUUUUAAAGCAGUCCUUGGAGAAUCAAAGAAAAGAUCUUCAUGCUAGCAGAAUUGAGAUCAGUAAGCUGAAAAUGAAUAUCGAACGAUCUGGUUCAGGAAAUCAUGUGGUUGUUGGUGAUGUUGACAAAUUUGAACUUGCGUCUUCAGAUAAUUACAAGGAAGAAAUUAACAAAUUGCAAAUGGAAGUUGAAUGGUUAAAGGAACAAAACAGAGGAAUUCCAGAACAUGGAAAAUUUGUUGGCUAUGAAAAUGAAACUUUACGUAUAGAAGACACAGAAAUAGAGAUUCAUGAGGACCAAGGUGCAAUUUCUUACCCUAUGGAUGCAGCACUAGAUAUCAUACGCAAUGAAGAUGCUCAAUCAACAACUUCUCGAACUGUGAGCAAAUAUACCGAUAAACACGAAGAUGAACCAUAUGCAUUAUUCAAUCCUGCAAAUGCAAAUAAUGCUUUUGAAAAUAUUGAAAAUGUCCCUGAACAAAAUGAUAGCAAGCAAGAAGAGGAUAACAAGAUAAAUGCAAAAACAGAUAAUGCAAAUGAUGAAGCAAUAUCAGAGAAGAUGGGAUUAAGAACCAUUCAGAUACUUGCAGAUGCUUUGCCUAAAAUUGUUCCUUAUGUGCUGAUCAAUCAUCGUGAGGAACUUCUUCCAUUAAUGAUGUGUGCAAUUGAGCACCACCCAGAUAGCAGGACUCGGGAUUCUUUGACCCAUACAUUAUUCAACUUAAUCAAGCGCCCUGAUGAACAACAAAGAAGAAUCAUAAUGGAUGCAUGUGUCAGCCUUGCAAAGAAUGUUGGAGAGAUGAGAACAGAAACAGAAUUGCUUCCACAGUGUUGGGAACAAAUAAAUCACACGUACGAGGAACGUAGACUGCUUGUUGCUCAAUCAUGUGGCGAGCUUGCAGAAUUUGUGCGGCCGGAGAUUCGGGAUUCCCUUAUUUUGUCUAUUGUGCAACAACUAAUAGAAGAUGGUGCCAUUAUUGUUCGAGAGGCUGCAGCUCACAAUUUGGCUAUGCUGCUUCCACUUUUUCAAGGCAUGGAUAAAUAUUUCCAGGUGGAGGAGUUGAUGUUCCAAUUGAUGGGUGAUCGAUCGGGAGUGGUGGUCGAAACUACUAUGAAGGAAUUGGUUAUUGCAGUAGUAAAGUGGGGAAACAAAUUAGACCAUGUUUUGAGAGUUUUAUUCUCACAUAUUUUGAGUUCUGCUCAGCAUUGUCCACCUCUUUCUGUAAUGGAAGGGAGUAUAGAGUCACAUCUACAUGUAUUGGGUGAAAUAGAGCGUUGGAAUAUAGAUGUUCUAUUGAGAAUGCUAGAGGAAUUGACUCCUUUCGUGUAUGAAAAAGCAAUUGAGACAUGUCCUUUCUUGUCCGAAGUAGAAUCUACUCAAGUUGUGUUUUCUACCACAUUGCUUAAAUUGUAUUCAAGGGGGAAUGUUGAAUGGGAUGCAUUUGAAUGGAUGCAUCUUGAGUGCUUUCCCAAAUUGAUACAACUGUCGUGCUUGCUACCAUGGAAAGAAGAUAACUUAAGGAGCCGAAUUUCAAAGUUUUUGUUAUCUGUUUCUCAAAGGUUUGGGGAUUCCUAUGUGACAUGCAUCAUGCUACCUGUAUUUUUAACAGCAGUAGGAGAUGAUGCUGAUUUGAUAUUUUUUCCUAGUACCAUAAAAUCAAGAAUCAAUGGUUUGAGACCAAGAUCUAUUGUUGCGGAGAAGCUCUCGACAUUGUGUGUCCUACCACUUGUGUUGGCCGGUAUUUUGAGUGCUCCCGGAAAACGUAAUAAACUGGAAGAUUACACAAGAAAGUUGCUUGUAGAAGACAAUUCAGAGGAGAAUCAACCAACAAAGCACACUCCUGAGAUUAUUAAUGCUAUUCGCUUCAUUAGCAUAUUUGAAGAAAAUCAUGGUAUGAUAUUUACUAUAGUUUGGGAAAUGGUAGCUAGCUCUAGCGUCAACAUGAAAAUCACUGUCGCCAAGCUUCUAAAAGCUAUUGUGCCAUAUAUUGAUGCAAAAAUUGCUUCAACUCAUGCUUUGCCUGCCCUAGUUACACUUGGAUCAGACCAAAACCUUGAUGUUAAGUGUGCAAGCAUUGAAGCAUUUGGUGUUGUGGCUCAACGCUUUAAAAAUGACUCGAUAGUUGACAAGAUACGUGUUCAAAUGGGUGCUUUUCUCGAAGAUGGAUCCCAUGAAGUUACUAUUUCUGUCAUUCGUGCGUUGGUGGUUGCAGUACCAAAUACAACAGAACAACUUAGAGAUUAUAUCCUUAAUUUUUGUAUUUUAUGCAGAAAGGGAAUGUUCAAAAAUGCUCCUAGUUUGUUGUCAUUUGCGUUUUCUGUUCUUAAACUUUGUCGUUUGUUUCUUAACCUUUAUGUACAUCUUGUAUCUAAGAUUUCUCAACUUACAGCCGUGCCAAGUACUGCUUCAAGUGAUCUGACACGCCGGCGAGAAAGAGCCAAUGCAUUUUGUGAGGCAAUUCGUGCUCUAGAUGCUACAGAUCUUUCUGCAAGUAGUGUGCGAGAGUUUCUCCUUCCUGCAACACAAAACCUUUUGAAAGAUUUGGAUGCACUAGAUCCAGCACACAAAGAAGCCCUUGAAAUUAUUAUGAAAGAAAGAACUGGGGAAAGUUUUGGAGGUGCAAGUAAGUCAAUGGGUUCGCAUCUUGGGCUUCCAUCAUCAGUGAGCAAUUUCUUUGGUGAUGGUGGCUUGCUUGGAAAGAGAGACAGCACAGAAGAGAAAGUUGUGUUCCCCAAGGCUGCCACAACAUCACAACCACAAGUAGAGGACACCAGAUUAAGGCGCAUCAUGCUUGGACAUUUUAGUGACAUACUUAGGACAAAGGGAAAACACAAUGACCAUUCUCACAACCAAUAAGACUAUUGUCACAACAAUAUCCAAUUUUUUUCUCUAGUUGCAUAUUUUAAUACAAACUGGUUUUUACUUUGUGUAA